This is a messenger RNA of Caenorhabditis bovis, 1338 nucleotides long. NCBI's taxonomy places the organism in Eukaryota, Metazoa, Nematoda, Chromadorea, Rhabditida, Rhabditidae. The record is from the annotation of a GenBank genome assembly.
AUGAUAAAUACUCCGGAUUCGACAUCGGAUGAGGAUAAUCUAACAGAAUUCACAAUUGAGCUCUCAAAAAGUGACGCGGUCUACACGUGGAAUGAACAUGUCAAAGGAAGACUUAUCAUCAAGAUUGUUGAAGGAAGCAGUAUUGAAAUAAGCUCGUUGCGAAUUUUAAUUCAUGGCUAUGGUAAAGUGAAUUGCAAGGGAAAGAAGGACGAGCUUCUUCAGGAAAAUGCGACCUAUAUGAAAAAGUUCUCGCAAGUGGCUAAUAAUAAUUUCAUCAUAUCUACCAAAGAAUAUUCGUUUCCAAUUGAGGAAGUGUUACCAGAUCAACUACCAACAUCAAUAUAUUCUCCAAAAGGGUAUAAUCAAUAUUUGAUACAGUGUACAAUGGAAUAUAAAACAUCAAAUGGAAAUCCAAGCAUUGUGAAAGCAGUUCGCGGGAUAACAGUAAUCGAGCCGCUCGACUUGAACCUCGUCUGCCGCCAUUUUUUCGAGCCAAAAAAUGAGUUUGAGCAACGAAAAUUUGGCUGGUUCGCUUGCACCGGCGGCCACAUCCGACUCCAAUUAACCAUUGAGCGGUGCGCAUUUGUCUGCGGAGAAGCAAUUGCAUUUAUCGGGAAAAUUGAGAACAAAAGUGACAGGAGAAUCGAAAAAGUGGCUCUGUCGUUGGUCAGAAAUACCAAAUUUGGUGCGAAUUUGGACGAUGACGCUGAGUGUUCCACUAUCGAUCAUCAAGUGAUUCAAGAAGAUUUGCUAGCGAUGUAUAUCGAAGGUGGAUGUGUGAAUAAAAUCGACAAAAAAGUGCAUAUUCCAUGCACAGCUCCAAGCACCCCGACCAAUCAAAUAUUUCGUCAGCCGCCGGAAAAUCAGAAAUUCAUUCCACUUCGUCGAAGAUCGCAAAUUGGGAGGCUCUCCUUGACUAGUCAACGAUCGAGGCCUUCCAUCAGCUCGGCGAGCAGUGUACAAAGAAUAUUGGCGGUCUCGUAUAACUAUACUGUCAAGGUUAAAACGGGAGGCGUCGAUGUGAUUGAGUUAACCGUUCCUGUCGUGAUCGGAACGAUUCCAAUGUUGGAGCAUGUUAAUCCGGAAGAAGCGAAGGACGUAAUGGAGGUUCCCGAUUAUAAACUUUGCCGACAUGAUAAGCCGAUUGCAUUGAUUGAUGAGAAAGAGCGCAGUUUGUGCAAUAAGGCUCAACUCCAGCAUGUGAACAAAUACCCAUUUUACGCGACCCUUACGACUUCAUCAAAGCAGAGCAAAAAGUUGAGUGUGAUUGCACAAGCAAUCAAAACCGGAAACAAAAUCAUGAACACGAUACGUGAUGUAAUGGAUGAAGACAAGUAG